Planococcus citri (citrus mealybug) is the source of this 2949-nucleotide messenger RNA. RefSeq lists its product as uncharacterized. Bases 203 to 2773 code for a protein of 856 amino acids. Lineage: Eukaryota; Metazoa; Arthropoda; Insecta; Hemiptera; Pseudococcidae. The record is from RefSeq and is a predicted model, not a curated record. The transcript has 28 exons.
UUCAAUUUACCAUCACGUAAAUACUGAAGUUACGUGACAAAAUCAUCUUAACCACUGGAACAAGUACCUAGACAGUAGACAUACUCAUUUUUUUCUCAAUACAAAAACUAUCAAGCAUAUACUAUGUAUGUACUUUUGCUGAUUGAAAAAUGUAAAAGAAGUUGAAAAUUCUGUUGUAGAAAUUAUACCUACAUGUGCCCUUAUGCAAAAUUUAAACUCACACAGGAAACUUUCUCUAACUGGCGUUUUGAACUUUGAUUUUUUCGUGAUGAAAUUCGUGAUUUUGAUUCUCGUAUUUUGGAACGGUGUUCUGAUUGAAGGGAUCCCUAAUGAUUACAAACAAAUAUUACAACCGAGAAGUACUGGAGAGAUGGAUAAACCUGUUGUUAAUUCCGUUAACGAACAACAUCCAGACACUCCAGAAUUAAAGCCAGAAGAGAUCACGAAUAAUGAUGACAACACUACCAAAGACAAAGAUGAAAAUACUCAGAAAGAUAAUAAUGACCAUACAAUUAAAAACAUUGAAAUUGUACCGGUUGAAGAAGCAGGUCCGGAUGAGACAGCCGAGCCAUUGGAAAAUUAUCUCGAUAGAUUGAAGGAAGAGGCGAAAGAAACCAAUAAAACAGAUCCACAUACUAUGCCUUUACUAUCGGGUUUGAAUAAAAUAAUGAAAGAAACACCAACCAAACUAGCCAAAGUUCUUAUUAACAACACCUGGCAUCUUUUUGAUCUGGGUACAAGUGGCUCUUCACGAAGAACUAGAAAUCUACAAGAAACGUCAUAUUUGAUGGCUCCUUUUUACGCCCUAGCAGCUAUGCUCCAGCAGUUGACUCAAGGAAUGCACUUAACAGGCCCAGGCGGUGCAAAUGCGGCAAAUAACGCUCAGGGAGGAUCCGUAUUCGAUUUUCUAUUUCCUCUUUCCUAUCUGGCUCACAUGUUUACUGGAUCUCCAGAUGUUCAUAAAAAUCUCUUGGGGGCAUUGGGUUCACACGGAGCACCAAACGUUCAAAAUAAUCCAUCGGUAAAUUACAUAUUAGUGAUCGAUAACAGGCAUAAACAAAAAGCAGAUCACAUGUUGGAGGGAAAAACACCGAAUGAAACUUUAUCAAAAGUCAAAGAAUAUUUGAAAAAGCCCGAACUGGAUACCGAAGAAAAAUUUUACAUUGCGUGGAAAUUAUACGACCUGUUCACCGAAUCAUACGAACACGACGAUAAAACUAAUUUGAAAAUCAUCAAGUUCAUAAUAGAAAUAGGUCAGGAUCCAAGAUUUAAUGGCUUAUUUGAAAAUUUGAAUAAAAAGAAAGACGAUCCAGAAUUCGGAAAAAUAUGGAAAUUAUUCAAAAACAGCCAUCAAAAACUGAACAAAAAGUAUCGCAAUAUUCUGAGCAAUCUUCCAGAAGGCACAAUCAUACAGCAUCCUUCUCCAAACUGUUUCGUAAUUGGUCCAAUUCAUCACGAUAUCACUUCAUUGGAGAAGAAAGAUGACCUCGAUAGCAAAGAUGAAAAACGAAAACUUUUCACAAAAGGAUUGGACUCAUCCGACGAUUAUCGUAUCUGCUGCAUCGACGACAAUAACGAGGCCAAAGCCAACCAGUUCUUAGGAGGUGAAUCAAAUAGUGAAAUGUUACCCAACAUUGAAAAGAAUUUAAAUAAGGAAGAUUUAGAUCCUGAACAUGGCUGGUAUAUUAUACUCAAAUUGUAUAACACGUUCAAAAAAUUGGACAAAAAUGAUAAAGACAAGGAUAAAAUAAUUCAAUUAAUCAAUCAGACAGGCAAAGACCCCAAAUUCAAGAAACUUUUCGAAAACAUCAAAGCUAAAAAUGAGCCACGUUUUCAAGACAUUUGGAAAACAUUCAACAGCGAGCCCAAGGAUCUAGAAGAAAGCAUCAAAUUGCAAUCGCCAUCGCCACCCACAUUAGAUAAAGAUACCUUAGAUAAACUCGACCCAAGAAUUUACGAGCUGCUCAAAAAAGAUCCACUUCUAUCACAGAGGCUCGAAGCCGCCAAAAUCCCCAAGGACGAAAAGGAAGACAAUAAAAAGGAUACAGAACAUUUGAAAACUAUAGAAGAAUUGUUACGACAACCGUCAGCGACUGCAGACUCUAAAGGAAAACUGCUUAUGUCUCCCGAACAGCCAAAAGUAGGAGAAACGACACCGCCAUCGCCACCACGUAAGCUUUCAUGGUUCCAUGAUCCUGGUAUAGAGCACAAUGCACGUGUAAUCAAAGAUUUGGCUGAUCACUAUGCUUCGAAAAAUAAUGUAUCAUAUGCUGAUUUGGAAGGAGUGGAAAAACUUCUGAAGAACCCCGCGUUAGAUACCGAAUCCCAAAAUAAUUUGAUAACUUUCGUACAAAAAUGGUAUGGACCAAACGUACGGGAUGAGAAGAUGAAACCAAAGUUCGAUGAACUUGUUCGCCUAAUAAGACAGAAUCCAGAAUAUAAUAAACAAUUCGAGACACUAAAUCCAUUCCGACAAGAGCCACCUGCAGCAAAGGAAAAGGACACGAAAGACCCGCAAAACGCUCCUGUGGACAAAAUCUACAAUUUAUCAGGUGCUCCAUUGGAGAGUUUCUUGAAACAUGUAGCAGAUAUGUUGAAAAAUCCAUUAUUGGGAUUCCACGAAAGAAUGAACUUGAUAAAAUUUUUAUAUUCAUGGCAAAAGUUCGAUAAUGUAGAUGAAAGGAUAAAACAAAAAGUUGAGGAAACCAUUCAGUCGAUAAAAGAGUAUGAACUGAAUUAUCAAAUUUACGAGACGUUGAGGCAAGCACGUUGAGGAUCGAAGUGAAAUGCCAAUUCAGUAUUUUGGAUUGGAGAUGGCCUUUUAAUUUUAUGUUUAGGUAUGUGUGUUAUUAACCAUAAAAUAAAUAAUUUAUAAAUUAAACCAAUCAUCAAGUAAUACGCUUCAUACACAAUAGAACACAUGGUCAUAUUUCACGUUGUCAAACAUAU